This is a messenger RNA of Sardina pilchardus (European sardine), 3382 nucleotides long. RefSeq names its product NXPE family member 3-like. NCBI's taxonomy places the organism in Eukaryota, Metazoa, Chordata, Actinopteri, Clupeiformes, Clupeidae. The record is from RefSeq and is a predicted model, not a curated record. The transcript is spliced from 8 exons. The coding region runs from base 25 to 1689 and encodes 554 amino acids.
UAUGUGCAAACUCCGAAGCUAGGCAUGCACAGUCAGAUCCUACGAUAUGGACUUGUUAUUUUGUCACUUGGACUUCUGUUUAUCAUGAUGCUGUUGUCAUUCACUACUGGAGACAGUAAUGAGCCUCUUCCAAGACCUCUCCUUCAUCAGCAAAAGAACAGAACCAACAGACUCGUUAGCCAAACACAAAUGCUCAAAAUCCCAGAAGAUCUGGGGAUCGGUGCAGAGGAGUGGGACCGGAUACAGAGGGCAGUUUACUGGAGUGAACCAGACCGCCCGAUUACCAAUGUGACGAUGUGCACCAGUCCGGACCACUCAACCUUCAUUAUUAAUGGCCUCAAGGAUAAGUACUAUGUGGGAGAGGAACUCCACACCACCAUUGUUGCCAAGGACUUCACUGGUAGACCAAAAAGCUAUGGAGGAGAUUUCUUCCAAGCAAAGGCUUAUUCAAACAAAUUAAAGGCUAGUGUGUUUGGAGAGGUUCUGGACCACCAGAAUGGCACCUACACAGCCCGGUUUACCUUGCCAUGGGUGGGCCAGGUGGCGGUGGCGGUCUGCCUGGUUCAGUCCAGUGAGGGUAUACAGAUACUCAAGCGACACAGGGACACGGAUCCAGACCGCAACGACUUCAUCGGAUUUUUUGUGGCCAAGAACCCCAAGGGUGUUAAAGUGGUGGAGAAGGUGAUCUGCAACAUCAAGUGGGAUGGAGUGGCACUGUCUGGCAAGGGGAACUGUUGUUGUGAGUACCCAGACAUCCGUACAGGGUUGACGUGGCUUUGCCGUAAACCCCCAACUCUGCCGUGCAACACCCUGCUAUACUACACUUUCGGUGUUUACAAGAAUCACAUGACAAGUCUUGAGAAGAUAAUCAUGGACAAACGAUACGUGAAUCGUUGGAUCAAGGGUGAUUCACAUGUGAUUAGAGUCCUUGCCUCCAAUUACACUCAUGGAGUGAGGGAAACGUGCAAACCUGGCAUGCCCACACCGAUACCAGCAGGAUUCUACUUGCGUGAUGCUUGGACAUCAUUUGUGUGUGUCGCCCGUCACUUCGAUGCAGGGAACACAACUAAAUGUCUGAAGGACAAGCACAUCUACAUAAUGGGAGACUCCACUAUCAAACAGUGGUAUGAUUUCAUCAUUGGAUCUGUGCCAACUCUAAGACGCAUGAACCUACACACCGUUGCCAAAAAUGGGCCCCAUAUGGCUGUGGACGUGGAGAACAAUAUCGACCUGCACUUUCGCUCACAUGGCAACCCUCGCAUCAGCGGGGACUGGCAGAUCAUGGCGGAUAUGCACUACAUUAGUAACGAGAUAGAUGACAUGGCUGGAGGACCGCACACUGUUAUUGUCCUCAACAUGUGUGCACACUUCACCACCAUGCCUCUGUCCUACUUUGUCUACCGAGUGUCCCAGAUCAAGCAUGCAGUCGUGGCACUGUUGAGACGUGCACCAGAGACCAAGGUCAUCAUCAAGACAGCCAACACGGGGCAAAGGGAUUUCUAUCGCCAUAACUGGCUAUACAUGCAGCUUGAUCGAGUCCUGCGAGAAACAUUCUAUGACAUGGGAGUCUACAUCCUGGAUGUGUGGCAGAUGACUGCCUGUCACUAUAACAAAGAGAACCUCCAUCCUGGCCCAGUGAUCAUCAAAAAUGAAGUCGACAUCCUUCUGACUUUUAUCUGCCCCGUGUAAACAGGAAGAUUGUCCUGGUGACUGCUCUCUCUGUUCACUGUGACUAUGUUCAGAUUGCCAGCCCAAAUCUGACUUUUGGACCCAUUAUACCCGAUUGAUUUCUGAAAGUCAGGACUGAAAGAAAGAAGAAAAAAAAUGAAGUGGGAAAUUGCCCAUUUCUGUGUUUUUGAAGCUUGCUUUCUCUAUCUCUCUCAGUGUUUCAAUCAAACUGUUGUGUGUUUGACCCUUGUUGCAGUUUGUGUCAGUUAGGGAACAAUGCCACUCAGUCCAAGAUCUCCUAAAAGAAGUGGCCUCGAUCCACAUUAUCUGGCUAAAUCUGAUGCAGUCCCACUGAUGAAAAGCAACUCAUAGGUUAUAUUAGUAAAAUAUAGGUUUAACAAAGCUGUAACAAAUUAUGGGAGUUAAGAUCACUAAACUGUGGGUAACAUUGGGUCAAUUUAAUUUCCUGUUCUCUUCCUAAAUAAAUGGGCGGGUCCUAAAAACUCCAGUGCACCAUUCGAUUAUUUUCUAGUCCUAGUUGUGACUUGUUCUCAAUCUCUGCAUUUGUCACUAUUGGCAAAUUGUAAACAAUGUAAUAGAGUGAUAACAGUAUUGAGAGGGUUAGGGUUACCGAAUACAUGCCCUAAAAUAUAUUUUGUAACAUAUCCUGAUAGAUUAUUCAAAGUGAGAAACAUAUUUUGCAUACUAUGGUUACUUGCACGUUGUAUUUUAUUUUAUUAGCAGUGGAUGAAACAGGUAUGUGAGGUUAUGUGAAUUUGUAAGACUCCGUGUCAACAACAACCCGCAAUCUGCCUUACAGUGAGGAUGGAUUGAUAUACUCUACAGUACAAGCUAUAUGCUAUGAAACACUGUGCCAGAGAGCAGAGAUGUUUUCCACAUCCCAAACAAAGUUAACACAUUUUUAAUGAGUUUCAAUAGUCUAAAAUUAGAUAGUCUUAACUUUUGUGAAACUGGCUUACUUGCAUUAGACUGAUCUAUAAAGAGACCUAUCUAAGCCAUAGACCAGUCUAAACUACCUUAGUGAAACCGGCCCCAGAGCUAACUUGCUAACUAACGUAAUGGAAAGUUGCAUCGCAAGUUAGCUCUGGGGUAGCAAAAAUCAAAGUGUGACGCCUUCACGUACCGGAGAUCACAGUAUCCACUCAAAGGCAUAGGACAAAAGUGUGUUAAGGAAAGCGUCUGUAUUUCCAAUUUCGUUGUCCCUGCGAGAGUUUAACAGGUGUGAUCAUUUAUUUUCCCAUCAUAAAAUGAUCUCCUUAUAUGGGUAAAGAAAGUCGUUUUUUUUUUUUUGAACUUCAGAGGUCUAUUAUAGUUGAUUCAGAACAUCUGAUCUUAAAUCAGCCAAAGAAGAUAUGUUAACUCCUCUUAGUUAUUCUCCAUUGGCCCCUCACUCUGGCCAGGCCACUUAGGCCUACUGGAUCUGAUCCUUGCUAUUUGAAUUCCAUGAUCCAACUCUACAUCCCCAAUAACCCACAGUGGUCCUGAUGAUGAGCAUCUGCUGUGUUGACCAGCCAUUAACACAAACGGGUCACAUUCAAGAGUCGGUGGUUCAUUGUUGGUGAGUCAGACGUGUUCACUUGAGGUGCUUAUUGCAGGCCUAUGCCUUGCUUUCUUUUUAUCUUUUAUUUUAUUAUUAUUACUAUUAUUAUUAUUACUCUUUGCUCCUCUAUGCUUUUAUCUGCUAUUACUGUUU